UCAGUUUCCUCUCCCACUCGCACUGUUUUCCCUCUCUCUCUUCUCUCUUUCCUUCUUUCCUUCUUUCUCUGAACUUUCCCUUUCUCACUCCCACUCUCCUGUCACAUCUGGUGGGGAUCUGGAUCUGAACUGACCAGGGCCGGCCCUGGGAGUGACUGUGUAGUUACUGUGGCUCCUCUCUAUCCUGCUAUGGGACUGUCUCUGGCUGGACUGGAAACCAGACUGCUUUGCCUCUGUCUCUGCUAACCUCCCUCUGUCAGAGAAGAUACUACACUUCGUGUCCUCCUUCGCCUAACCACCGCCGGGAGGCCUGCUGUUCUGACAAUACCUAUCUGACCAUCGGUGGUACAGGGCAGCUCAGGUAGGUUAGGUAGCUGAAGAAGUGAGACGACCAGGCACCACCAGCAGACAUGGCCAGGACAUCUCUGCUGCAGGGCCUGACUGUGUUGCUCCUGGCCUGGGCUCUGGUGCACUGCCAAGCCCCUCUGGAGCCCCAGGAGGAAGAGGAAGAGGACGAUCCCAUGGAGGAGACAGAGAUAGAGAACUUCCUGGUCCCGGCCGUGGCGAAGGUGGAGCCGGUGGUGUGUCCUGGCGAGUGUAGCUGUACAGAGGAGGGAGCAGUGGACUGUGCUGGGGUUGACCUCAUGGACUUUCCUAGUGAGCUGUCUGAGAGCACGCGCAUUCUCUCGCUGCAGGACAAUGACCCAAAACAAAACUCCAGGCUGUGCAAGGGCUAUUUGACCAAGAAGGAGAGUGAUGGAGUGCUGCAUCAGAUGACCUGGCCUCCACAAUCACCCGACCUCAACCCAAUUGAGAUGGUUUGAGAUGAGUUGGACCACAGAGUGAAGGAAAAGCAGCCAACAAGGGCUCAGCAUGUGGGAACUCCAUCAAGACUUGGAAAAGCAUUCCUUAUGUAGCUGUUUGAGAGAAUGCCAAGAGUGUGCAAAGCUGUCAUAAAGGCAAAGGAUGGCUACGUUGAAGAAUCUCAAAUAUAAAAUAUAUUUAGAUUUGUUUAACUCUUUUUUGCUUACUACAUGAUUCCAUAUGUGUUGUUUCAUAGUUGUGAUGUCUUCAUUCAUCUACAAUGUAGAAAAUAGUAAGAAUUAAGAAAAACCGUUGAAUGAGCAGGUGUGUCUGAAAUUUUGACUGAAACUGUAUAUAUACUGUAUGUACUGUAUAUACAUUUUCUUUCUUUCUUUCUUUUUUUCUACAGAACAAAACUAAUUGUAACAUGAAAUGUUUUCUAAAAUACAUUUUGGUUUGUUUAAUACUUUUUUGGUUAGUACAUGAUUCCAUAUGUGUUAUUUCAUAGUUUGAUGUCUUCACUAUUAUUCUACAGUGUAGAAAAUAGUAAAAAAUAAAGACAAACCCUUGAAUGAG
Molecule: messenger RNA, 1380 nt
Organism: Oncorhynchus nerka (sockeye salmon)
Lineage: Eukaryota; Metazoa; Chordata; Actinopteri; Salmoniformes; Salmonidae
Product: podocan-like
Exons: 4
Coding region: 411-824 (137 amino acids)
Molecular function (GO): nucleic acid binding; protein binding
Source: RefSeq, a predicted model, not a curated record